Messenger RNA from Mytilinidion resinicola, 989 nucleotides. RefSeq lists its product as uncharacterized. The record is from RefSeq and is a predicted model, not a curated record. Lineage: Eukaryota; Fungi; Ascomycota; Dothideomycetes; Mytilinidiales; Mytilinidiaceae. The transcript has 2 exons. Bases 288 to 923 code for a protein of 211 amino acids.
GGCUGAGAAUUUCUGUUCUAGCCUGCGAAGCAAAGGCUUGCUUCUGUUAAGCCUCCUCAAUACAUGCCAACAUACCUUACCAACGCCAACCCUUUAACCGACAGUCUGCCCCUAUGAUAGGUUACCUCACAAGCCAUCGAGAUGCCUCACAAGCCAACAAUCUUGGCAACGGUGCCAUUUAAGUCGACCUUAUUGCCUCGGAGAAGAGGGGUAGCGUAACUCUCAUCAUUCACAACCCCCUCAAACUGCCUCCAUAAUCAAGAUUCCGUAGCUCAUACUCCGCCCAAAUGGCCGACGCAUGGAACUUCAUUAAACGUCCCUUCACCGAGCCCAAAGUGACUCUGAGCCGCGACGCCCGCAAGGCUGGCUCCCGCAAAGGUCCCAAUGGCACCGGUCUCAGCCGUGAGAAGCGUGCGAAGCAUCUCGACGACGACGAGCUCCUCGAGAAACACGCUAAUGCCUACUCAAAAGCGAUGAACCAUACCGGCGCCUUCUAUAACUCAUACAAUAAAACGUAUACUCGCGCCAAUAACAUCCUGCACAAACCACAUCGCGGAAUUCCAGAAGAGAUUAAAACGGGGAGGACGUUGCUCAGCGCUGGCGAGAUGGUGGACCGCUGGGAUGAUAGCUUACACCAGCAUAACAGAGCAUAUGACUACAAGAGGCAGCUCACGGCGCGUGGACUACGGCCAUCGGUGUCAGAAGAGAAGGAAUGGGACUCUUUCUCUGAAGGAUGGAAUCGGAAGCGUGAGCCGACUAUAAAAGCCGCGGACAAGAAACUGGGCAAUGCUCAAAAGAUCGCGAAGCUGGCAGAGAGGCUAGACAAAGAAAGAAAGGAUCAUGAGUCAGAGGAGUCAAACAGCUAUUCAGAACCUCAUUAUACCUAUACAAGCUCUUGUGACGACGACGACGAUGACUACUAGCAGGAUUGUUGGAAAAGCUGGUGUUCCUACCAGGUUUUCAUCAAGCUCAGCACAAGCGCAGCUUCA